Messenger RNA from Symbiodinium sp. CCMP2592, 294 nucleotides. The record is from the annotation of a GenBank genome assembly. NCBI's taxonomy places the organism in Eukaryota, Dinophyceae, Suessiales, Symbiodiniaceae.
AUGGUCCAGAGUUUAAUUCUGUUCAGGCAUCCAGCACUUGACCUUCAAGCCUCCGCCACCUGCGCCUGUGCCUUCGUCUUCGUCUUCGGGAGACGUCUUCGCCGAGUGGACAAGUCGCUUCCAGGCGCUUUUGUCCUUGAAGACUCGGGUUUGCUGGAUGCUCGACUCCGACGGCUACGCCACUGCGAGAAGGCACGGAGGCGACCCACACUCCAUCCAGCAGUGCGUGGGGGACCCUGUCCGGCCCAAGACGCCUGGCGAGGCGCGGGACGCCAUCCAGGCGGGGCGGGGUAA